Messenger RNA from Rubroshorea leprosula, 1865 nucleotides. NCBI's taxonomy places the organism in Eukaryota, Viridiplantae, Streptophyta, Magnoliopsida, Malvales, Dipterocarpaceae. The record is from the annotation of a GenBank genome assembly.
UGCCCACCAAGUCCCAACAAGUGGCCUCUGGUCUUCAGCGGUCUCCGCUUACUAUUCCCUCCAUUCUUGAUCACGUCGCCCUCAAUCGUAAACGCACAUCUUCUAAUGAUAAAGAUUAAAAAAAAGAGAAAUGAAACUUCGUUCAUGCACCCAAUUCGAUGCCCUUCCUCUAUAUAUACCCUCAUCUUCUCCCUUCUUUCCUCACUCACACACCUCAUUCUGCACAUCAAAGCACCCAGAAUCAGGAAGGAAAUUUCAAAUUCUUCAAAAAUGCCUACUUCUACUUCUUCUUCUCUCAAUUUGGUUUCUAAAUGCAUAGUUUACCCUGAACAGAGCUCCACAAUCCGUAAGCUUAAGCUUUCGGUCUCUGACCUCCCUAUGCUCUCAUGUAACUACAUUCAAAAGGGGGUUUUGCUUACAUACCCUCCAUACUCCUUCCACGACCUCAUAGUCUUCCUUAAACAAUCCCUUUCCGCCACUCUGUCUCACUUUCCACCACUGGCUGGGCGGUUGACCACCGACCCCGACGGCCACGUUCACAUCCUCUGCAACGACGCAGGGGUUGACUUCCUUCAGGUUGAAGCCUUGUAUCUUUCCAUCAAUGACAUUCUUUCUCCAACCCAUGUCCCUGAUUGCUUCAAGCAAUUCUUCACCUUAGAUAGGACCAUCAGCUAUUCCGGCCACUCCAAACCCCUGGCUGCCGUUCAGGUGACUGAGCUGGCAGAUGGGGUUUUCAUAGGGUGCACGGUUAACCACGCCGUGACCGACGGGACAUCAUUCUGGCAUUUCUUCAACACAUUUGCGGGAAUUUGCAAUGGAGUCCAAAAGAUACCGGAAUCCCCUGAUUUUUGCCGCAACACGCUGUUUAACUCUAAUGCCGUCCUUAGGUUCCCUCCUGGCGGCCCUAAGGCUACCUUUUCCGGUGAUGAGCCGCUGCGCGAGAGAAUAUUCCAUUUUAGCAGAGAAUCAAUUCUGAAACUCAAAUACAAAGCCAAUUGCGGCGGCCUGUUGGGGAAGCAACCAAGUUCCGAGGUAUUGGGAAAGGCUUGUAAUGGCAGUUGGAAAACCGUUAACGGCGAAACUAACGGUUUAUCUAACGGCAAGAUUAAGAUCACCAAUCGAACGGCUGAAAUUUCGUCGUUUCAAUCACUGUGCGCUCAGCUUUGGCGCUCGGUGACACGUGCGAGGAAGCUGGAUCCUUCCAAAACGACGACGUUUAGAAUGGCUGUGAACUGCAGGCCCAGGCUCGAGCCACGGCUCGACGCGUUCUACUUCGGCAACGCGAUACAGAGCAUUCCGACCGUUGCUCCGGCGGGGGAGCUUCUGUCUCGGGAUUUGAGCUGGGGAGCGGAUCUGCUCCACAAAAACGUGGUUGCGCACGGCGAUGCUACGGUGCGCAAAGGCGUAGCGAAUUGGGAGAGGGACCCGCGACUGUUUCCGCUAGGGAACUUCGACGGUGCAUCCAUUACCAUGGGUAGCUCCCCCAGAUUCCCAAUGUACGAUAACGACUUCGGGUGGGGCCGGCCUCUGGCUAUCCGUAGCGGCAAGGCCAAUAAGUUCGACGGCAAGACCUCAGCCUUUCCUGGGAGGGAAGGAAACGGAGCCGUCGAUCUGGAGGUUGUCCUGGCACCGGAGACGAUGACCGGACUGGAGAACGAUGUUGAGUUUAUGCAAUACGUAUCGGCGAUCGUGUGAGUAAUUACACGGUCGUAAAACCUUCAGCAGUCAUCGUUUGUUUACUUGAUAUUGGACAGUCCGAAUCCAGCGUGUCUGGCGUCUUUUCGCUGUUUUAUUUCGCCUGUGGGUGUAUUUCUCUCAUUCAGCAUCUGUACACGUUGAAGUUUUCAUAAUUUUUUUUUUAAUCU